Protopolystoma xenopodis is the source of this 225-nucleotide messenger RNA. Lineage: Eukaryota; Metazoa; Platyhelminthes; Monogenea; Polystomatidea; Polystomatidae. The record is from the annotation of a GenBank genome assembly.
AUGAGGAGUCUCGGAGAAAGAAGACCCUUGAGGCAGCGGCGCAACACAAAUGACCCGGCUUCAAGACGCCAUCACGGUUCAACCAGCCAAUUACAGUCCAGCCAAUCAGAGGCAAAGGGACUCACUCGUCGGCCUGGUUCCCCAGUCAACCUGGCCACAAUGCUGCUUUUUGCCUCAUCCCCUCGGCGGAUCAGUCGGCCGGUCGCAUCAACACCCCUCGGCUAG